Molecule: messenger RNA, 675 nt
Organism: Fusarium musae
Lineage: Eukaryota; Fungi; Ascomycota; Sordariomycetes; Hypocreales; Nectriaceae
Exons: 2
Coding region: 1-675 (224 amino acids)
Biological process (GO): carbohydrate metabolic process
Source: RefSeq, a predicted model, not a curated record
AUGCUCGUCGCAAAUGCAUUUCUGAUACACUCUUACGAUAUAAGGGUUCAAAUCGCGGAGAUCCUCGACAAUGAGGACACCUCUGUCUACAAAGCGAAAGCAGCAACUGCCCGACAACAAUACGCCAAGCAGUACAUCGCAGAGACCGGCCGCUUGACUUCAGAUUCACAGACAGCUUACGCUCUAGCCAUUUGCUUCAACUUACUCGCUGAACCUUCUCAGCUGAUAUGGGCAGGCGACCGACUCGCUGAGAUUGUACGAGCCAAUGAGUACUGCGUCGUGACUAUGGGCGCGACAACGAUUUGGGAGCGUUGGGAUAGUAUGCUACCCGAUGGAUCGAUCAAUCCAGGAGACAUGACCAGUUUCAAUCACUAUGCCUACGGUGCAAUAGCUAAAUUCAUGGUGGAGCGCGUCGCAGGUCUGAAGCAAUUGGAACCUGCUUGGACGAGAUGUCGUGUAGAUCCUUGCGUUGGUGGUGGUAUCACAGCUGCGAAGACGUCACAUUUGACACCGCAUGGGAGAGUCUCGGUCUCUUGGAAGGUGGCCGAUGAAGGAGAGGUACAAAUGAACGUUUUCGUACCGCCAUUUACGGAAAUGGAGGUCGUAUUCGGGAAUGGCGACUCUGUCGUUCAAGUCGUGGGACACGGAGAAUGGUCUUUCAAGCGGCAUUUGUAG